Molecule: messenger RNA, 1907 nt
Organism: Dendronephthya gigantea
Lineage: Eukaryota; Metazoa; Cnidaria; Anthozoa; Malacalcyonacea; Nephtheidae
Product: ubiquitin carboxyl-terminal hydrolase 2-like
Exons: 12
Coding region: 162-1817 (551 amino acids)
Biological process (GO): protein deubiquitination
Cellular component (GO): cytoplasm
Molecular function (GO): cysteine-type deubiquitinase activity
Source: RefSeq, a predicted model, not a curated record
GACGAAAAACUGCAUAGUAUGAUUUCAUCCUCAAAAUUUCAUAGCAAAGGUGAAACAACGAUAUUGUUAUUUUGGAAUGCUUGCGUGUAUAACUUAGAUGGAAACCUUUUAAAUCCAGCGAAGAGUUUAUAUUAUGUCCAAAAGUUUCUUUCGUGGGACCUAUGAUUAAUAGAAAAUAUGAAAGUAAGAGUGGCGGAUUGAAUCUGAAAAGAGAAAGUGAGGAAAGACGCGAUUUGCCUUAUCUCGCCGGCAGAACAACUAUGGGGAAUACUCUGAGAAGUACGGGAGGAAGAGCACCAACCGCGACCGGGAGAAGACAUUCGUCAGCAUUAAGUAGCGUAAGCCACAAAGACACACUUAAUUUUGAAAAUGGAAGCGAUUUACCGCAAUUUGCAGGGAAAUCGUCGAACAGUACCUCAAUAUUGAGCAGUAAUUACAUCCCGAGACGUAAUUCUUCAGAUAGUGGAUAUAACAGUUCUGGAAAAGGUUAUGAACCACGGGGUGAACCUGCGUUAACAAACAAGCUUCAACCGUUAAAUAUACAGGAUUGCAACAAAUUGGGUAAAAGCGAUUAUAGUCAGCUCAAGUCGCAUAGGAAUUUUAAGCCUGAAACUUACCAAGGAACUGACACAAGUGGAUGCCGUAGCAGAAGUUUAGACUUGAAUUAUAGGAGGUCUACUUCAUAUGUGACUGAUAGAUCUAUGUUGCCUAGAUCUCCAACAAGUGGAUCAAAUGGCCUUGUGGGGUUGCAAAAUUUGGGGAAUACUUGUUUUAUGAAUUCAAUUUUGCAAUGUCUCAGCCAUUGCCGGCCUCUAAAGGACAAAAUAAUUUCUUGUGAUGACUCUCUUCAGCAUAUUAAUAGACACAGUAAAAUGAAAGGAAAGCUGUUUUGUGCUUUUUCAGAUUUAAUCCAAACAAUGUGGUCCAAAAAUGUGACAGGUACUGAAGUCUCCCCACGCAGUUUUAAAAUGCAGAUUCAAAGAUUUUCUCCUCGAUUUGUGGGUUAUGAGCAACAAGAUUCCCAGGAAUUUCUGCGUUUUCUCCUGGAAGGGAUAAAUGAAGAUCUUAACAAGGCAGUGAACGCUAGUAAAAGAUCAAGUGCAAGUCAAGUAUCUCCUGAUUCAACAAGUAAAAGGAGUGAAAAGGAUUUGUCAGAUUACAUGUGGGCUCAGUAUAAACUAAGGGAUGAAAGUUUAGUUACUGAUCUAUUCUGUGGUCAAAUAAUGAGUACUCUGAGGUGUACUAAGUGCAAACAUCGAUCUGUGACGUUUGAUCCAUUUUGGGAUCUUUCUUUGUCAAUACCAAGGGUUUGGUUCGUAUCAGCUUCGAACAGCAGAUUUCAGAUGCUGUUACAUUCGAACUGUUUAAGGCUUUUCACGAAGAAAGAAGAUUUAGACGGAGAUGAGAAACCAAAAUGUGAGAAAUGCAAAACACGGCAGAAAUGUGAAAAACAAAUUAAGAUUCACCGAUUUCCCAGAAUAUUAGUUAUUCAUUUAAAAAGGUUUUCGGGAUUCGGUUACCGAUCAAAGCUUCAAACGGAUGUGGAGUUCCCAUUAAACGAUUUGGAUAUGUCUGAGUUUGCUUCUGAAUGUUCAGACGAAUGCUCUGAUAGAGAUUACUCUUCUAUCAAGUAUAAUUUAUUUGCCGUAUCCAAUCAUUGUGGUAGUGCGUUUGGUGGGCAUUAUACAGCAUACUGUAAACACCCUGAAACGAAGGAGUGGCAUAGCUUUAAUGACUCCAGAGUGGGUUCAUUAUCAAGUUCCAGUGUUCGAGGUUCACAAGCAUAUGUUCUCUUCUAUGAAAGAAAUGAAAGUUAAGUGGUGGCACUUGCUUGGCAUGUAGUGUUGAUUUUCCGUAUAUACAUUAUUUGUAUAUAUAUCUUAUUGUAUUUAGAUUUCAAUUUUUUA